AGGAAUGAGGGGAAAGGGGAAGUUUGGGAGGAAGGCUUCUGAGAAGACUGGUGGGAGAGAAGGAGAGCCUGCAGACAGAGGCCUCCAGCUUGGUCUGUCUCCCCACCUCCACCAGCAUCUGCUGAGCUAUGAGCCAAAACAGGGAUUUACAGGGAGGAAAAGCUUUUGGACUGCUGAAGGCCCAGCAGGAAGAGAGGCUGGAUGAGAUCAACAAGCAAUUUCUAGAUGAUCCCAAAUACAGUAGUGAUGAGGAUCUGCCCUCCAAACUGGAAGGCUUCAAAGAGAAAUAUAUGGAGUUUGACCUUAAUGGAAAUGGCGAUAUUGAUAUCAUGUCCCUGAAGCGAAUGCUAGAGAAACUUGGGGUCCCCAAGACUCACCUAGAGCUAAAGAAAUUAAUUGGAGAGGUGUCCAGUGGCUCCGGGGAGACGUUCAGCUACCCUGACUUUCUCAGGAUGAUGCUGGGCAAGAGGUCUGCCAUCCUAAAAAUGAUCCUGAUGUAUGAGGAAAAAGCGAGAGAAAAGGAAAAGCCAGCAGGCCCCCCAGCCAAGAAAGCUAUUUCUGAGUUGCCCUGAUUUGAAGGGAAAAGGGGUGAUGGGAUUGAAGGGGCUUUCCAGAUAUGGAAACAAAAGACAAAAUUGUAAGCCAGAGUCAACAAAUUAAAUAAAUUACCCUCCUCCUCCAGAUCAA
Rhinopithecus roxellana (golden snub-nosed monkey) is the source of this 687-nucleotide messenger RNA. RefSeq names its product allograft inflammatory factor 1 (gene AIF1). NCBI's taxonomy places the organism in Eukaryota, Metazoa, Chordata, Mammalia, Primates, Cercopithecidae. The coding region runs from base 129 to 572 and encodes 147 amino acids. The record is from RefSeq and is a predicted model, not a curated record. The transcript is spliced from 6 exons. Gene Ontology annotation, biological process: ruffle assembly; actin filament bundle assembly. Gene Ontology annotation, molecular function: calcium ion binding; actin filament binding. Gene Ontology annotation, cellular component: ruffle membrane; actin filament.